Messenger RNA from Ochotona princeps (American pika), 799 nucleotides. It is a transcript of the gene CUNH8orf82, whose product is annotated as chromosome unknown C8orf82 homolog. The coding region runs from base 131 to 787 and encodes 218 amino acids. The record is from RefSeq and is a predicted model, not a curated record. The transcript is spliced from 3 exons. Lineage: Eukaryota; Metazoa; Chordata; Mammalia; Lagomorpha; Ochotonidae.
GACGGAUCGCCGCUGCCUCGCCUUCCUGGGGCCGCGGGCGGGAGGGCGCCGGCACGGAGCCAGGGCGCGCGGCCGAGGCGCACGGAGGCCGGGGUGCGCGCGGCGCCGCCCGCUUCCGGCGAGGAGGAGGAUGUGGCGGCCGUGCGGGGCGCUGCGGGCCGGGCCCAGGGCCUGGGCGCAGACGCGGGCAGCCCGGGCUUGCGGCGGCGUCGCGGGCGUCUCCUACACGCAGGGCCAGAGCCCGGAGGCCCGCACGCGCGAGUACUUCUACUACGUGGACCAUCAGGGGCAGCUGUUCCUGGAUGAUUCCAAAAUGAAGAACUUCGUCACCUGCUUCAAAGACCUGCAGUUCCUCGUCUUCUUCUUCUCUCACCUGAGACGCAACCGCAGCGGGCGUUACGAGGCCGCCUUCCCCUUCCUGUCGCUCUGCGGCCGCGAGCGCAACUUCCUGCGCUGCGAGGACCGGCCCGUGGUCUUCACGCACCUGCUGACCGCGGGUCGCGGGCCCCCGCGCCUCUCCUACUGUGGCGGCGGGGAGGCCCUCUCCGUGCCCUUCGAGCCGGCGCGCCUGCUGCCCCUGGCCGCCAACGGGCGUCUGUACCACCCCGCGCCCGAGCGCGCGGGCGGCGUGGGCCUGGUGCGCUCCGCGCUGGCCUCGGAGCUCAGCGCAGCCUUCGAGUGCGGCCCCGGCGAGCCCGCGCUACCCUCGCACGUGCGCUGGCAGGGCCGCCGCCUCGCCCUCACCAUGGACCUGGCCCCGCUGCUGCGCGGAGACCCUCCCGCCUGAGCCGCGCGGGCG